Molecule: messenger RNA, 2318 nt
Organism: Microcebus murinus (gray mouse lemur)
Lineage: Eukaryota; Metazoa; Chordata; Mammalia; Primates; Cheirogaleidae
Gene: CCNL1
Product: cyclin L1
Biological process (GO): regulation of transcription by RNA polymerase II
Molecular function (GO): cyclin-dependent protein serine/threonine kinase regulator activity
Source: RefSeq, a predicted model, not a curated record
GUCCCUCGCAGCACCGUACGCCCAGGCGCGGAAACAGACGCCGAAGGGAAGGCGCGGCCGGGAGGGACUAGUUGGCGCGCGCCGGCCGGGCGUGGUGACGUCAGGGCGGAAGCGCACGCUGCGUGAAGCGGCCCAACCCGGCGGUCACGGGAAUAUCCGUCGCGCCGAGAACGCUGGUUAGUCUCGCUUCGGGUUCCGGCUGCGUUGGCCUUGCGUGCAGCUCGCAGAGAGUAUGGCGUCCGGGCCUCACCCGACAGCGACCGCAGCCGCCGCCUCGUCGGCCGUCCCAAGCGCGGGCGGCUCCAGCUCCGGGACGACUACCACGACGACGACCACGACGGGAGGGAUCUUGAUCGGUGACCGCCUGUACUCGGAAGUUUCGCUCACCAUCGACCACUCGCUGAUUCCGGAGGAGAGACUCUCGCCCACCCCGUCCAUGCAGGACGGGCUCGACCUGCCGAGCGAGACGGACUUGCGCAUCCUGGGCUGCGAGCUCAUUCAGGCCGCCGGCAUCCUCCUCCGGCUGCCGCAGGUGGCGAUGGCAACCGGGCAGGUGUUGUUUCAUCGUUUUUUCUAUUCCAAAUCUUUCGUCAAACACAGUUUCGAGAUUGUUGCCAUGGCUUGUAUUAAUCUUGCGUCAAAAAUCGAAGAAGCACCUAGAAGAAUAAGAGAUGUGAUUAAUGUAUUCCACCACCUACGCCAGUUAAGAGGAAAAAGGACUCCAAGCCCCCUGAUCCUUGAUCAGAACUACAUUAACACCAAAAAUCAAGUUAUCAAGGCAGAAAGGAGGGUGCUAAAGGAGUUGGGAUUUUGUGUUCAUGUCAAGCAUCCACAUAAGAUCAUUGUUAUGUAUUUACAAGUCUUAGAAUGUGAACGUAACCAAACCCUGGUUCAAACUGCCUGGAAUUACAUGAAUGACAGUCUUCGAACCAAUGUUUUUGUUCGAUUUCAACCAGAGACGAUAGCAUGUGCUUGCAUCUACCUUGCAGCUAGAGCACUUCAGAUUCCAUUGCCUACUCGUCCCCAUUGGUUUCUUCUUUUUGGUACUACAGAAGAGGAGAUCCAAGAAAUAUGCAUAGAAACACUUAGGCUUUAUACUAGAAAAAAGCCAAACUAUGAAUUGCUGGAAAAAGAAGUAGAAAAAAGAAAAGUAGCCUUACAAGAAGCUAAAUUAAAAGCAAAGGGAUUGAAUCCUGAUGGAACUCCAGCUCUUUCAACCCUUGGUGGAUUUUCUCCAGCUUCCAAACCAUCAUCCCCAAGAGAGGUAAAAGCUGAAGAGAAGUCACCAAUCUCCAUUAAUGUGAAGACAGUCAAAAAAGAACCUGAGGAUAGACAACAGGCAUCCAAAAGUCCUUACAAUGGUGUAAGAAAAGACAGCAAGAGAAGUAGAAAUAGCAGAAGUGCAAGUCGAUCAAGGUCAAGAACACGAUCACGUUCUAGAUCACAUACUCCAAGAAGACAUUAUAAUAAUAGGCGGAGUCGAUCUGGAACAUACAGCUCAAGAUCAAGAAGCAGGUCCCGCAGUCACAGUGAAAGCCCUCGAAGACAUCAUAAUCAUGGUUCUCCUCACCUUAAGGCCAAGCAUACCAGAGAUGAUUUAAAGAGCUCAAAUAGACAUGGUCAUAAAAGGAAAAAAUCUCGUUCUAGAUCUCAGAGCAAAUCUCGGGAUCACUCAGAUGCUGCCAAGAAACACAGGCAUGAAAGGGGACAUCAUAGGGACAGGCGAGAAAGAUCUCGGUCCUUUGAGAGGUCCCAUAAAGGCAAGCACCAUGGUAGCAGUCGCUCAGGACAUGGCAGGCACAGGCGCUAACUUUCUCUUCCUUUGAGCCUACAUCAGUUCCUGGUUUUGACUAUCUACAGUGUGAUGUAUGGACUCAAAAUCAAAACAUUAAAGGCAAAUGGAUUAGGAUUUGAUUUCUUAAAACCCUCUAGGUCUCUAGAAACACUGAGGACAUUUUCUUUUGAAAAGAACUAUGUUAAACUUUUUUUGCACAUUAAAAUGCCCUAGCAGUAUCUAAUUGAAAACCAUGGUCAGGUUCAAUUGUACUUUAUUAUAAUUGUGUAUUGUUUAUUGCUAUAAGAACUGGAGCGUGAAUUCUGUAAAAAAAUGUAUCUUAUUUUUAUACAGAUAAAAUUGCAGACACUGUUCUAUUUAAGUGGUUAUUUGUUUAAAUGAUGGUGAAUACUUUCUUAACACUGGUUUGUCUGCAUGUGUAAAGAUUUUUACAAGGAAAUAAAAUACAAAUCUUGUUUUUCUAAACUGCUUCAAAUAUCUUAUUUAAAUAAAUUAUUAAAAAGCAAAAAUUUUAAUAGCAAAA